Molecule: messenger RNA, 1694 nt
Organism: Cydia splendana
Lineage: Eukaryota; Metazoa; Arthropoda; Insecta; Lepidoptera; Tortricidae
Exons: 4
Coding region: 216-941 (241 amino acids)
Molecular function (GO): N-acetyltransferase activity
Source: RefSeq, a predicted model, not a curated record
UUAAGUUAAUAUAAUCAACAAAAAUGAUAACACAAUUUGAAAGCCAAACGAAAUAUUAGUUUCUAGGUGAAUCUUGCCCUAGCAAACUAACCGGAAUAAUUUACUACAGUUAUAUCGCUUCUUCAAAUGAAUCAAAACAAUCGUUGAGGUCAAAAAGCGGUCGAACUACCCAGUUGAAGCUUAGAUGAUUAGCAUCUUAAUCGGGCCGUAGCGUGAUGAGUGUAGAGCGAGUGGUGGUACGCCGCGCACGGCCCAGCGACGCGGCGGCGCGGGCGCAGCUACUGCGUGACGCGUACGCCGCGCUCAACAACGACGCCUUUAUGUAUUUCUUCUUCCACGAGGCCACAUUGCAAGCGGUAGUACUGGUGGGUGCCGGGUUGUUCAUAUUCUUUGGCUGUGGACUUGGCACGCUGGCGGCACUGCCGGUGCUGGCAGCCGUAAUCGUGUUCCUGGCUGUGCAAUUAGCACAUGAUCAUAUGGCAUCUGUACAGGCGGCGCGCCUCCGCACGGAGCGCUCGGGCUGGGUGGCGGAGCGGCGCGGGCCGCCGCGGCCGCCGGGCAGCGGCGCGCCGGCGCGCGUGGCGGUGGAGCGCGACGGGGGUGCAGGCGCAGGCGCAGGCGCAGGCGCGCUGGUGGGCACGGUGGGGGUGGCGGCGAGCCGCGCGGCGGAGGGCGGGUGGCUGCAGGGGCUGGCGGUGGCGCCGGCGUGGCGGCGGCGCGGGGUGGGGCGCGCGCUGGAGGCGGCGGCGCGCGAGGCGGCCGCGCGGGAGCUGCGCUACGGCGCGCUGCACGCCGUCACCAGCGCGCUGCAGCCCGCCGCGCGCGCCAUCCUCCACGACGCGGGGUGGCAAUGCACGGCGGCGUACGCGCGGCCGCUGCUGGGCGCGGCGCUGACGUUGCCGCUGGCGCGGCUCGAGAGAGACCUCGUCGAGCCCGCGUGACGUGACUGACGAAGUGACGACACGGACUUGACGGACUGAAAUACGACGUCGUCCCUCCACGACUGAUUACUUGCGAUUUGUCACUCUUAAAAGAGACUAACGAUAAAUGACAAAUGCGAGGUGAACAUAUUACAGAAGAAUCUCAACAUUCCAUCCAAUUUCUUUUAUUCAACUAAACAUUUUGUAAGCCUGAUAAGAUUUUGAUAUUAUGUUUAUUUUAAAGGGUGAUUUAACACAAACUUAUAAACUAUUACACCUAAGAUUUAUAAGUGACUAGCUGACUAGUAACAAUAAAGAGCGAGAAUUUACAUUAAAGUAGAUUAAACAAUGGUAAAUUAAGUAAGUAGGUACAGUCAGCAGCAGAAAUAGGCAGACAGGGACGGCAAUGUCACUCUGAACGAAAUUAAUACCAAUGAGUUGAAAAUAACUGCGGCUAGCUGUACCUACCGCGUCUUAAAUUCUGUGAUAAUCGACUGAUUUUUAAGUAAAUCAUAAAUAAAUCAUAAAUCAUUUAUUUUUCGUGAUAAACUUAGUGUACAUACAAAAGUAAAAUUAAAUGCUUAAUACAAACAUAAUUACAAAUUGUUUACCACGAAAUGGGCUCGCCUCAGCAUAAUGCUGACCCGAGAGUCGGCGCUGGUCUUCCGGCGAGUCCAUUAUGGUGGGCCACGAACGCAGCUGUACGGCACGGCCUCAUAGAACUGAACGCAACCACUUGCGGCGGCUGCCAGCGCCAUCUGGCCUAAGUGAUCG